AUGGUCGACUUUUCAACAAGGGGUAACGCAUGUUUGGAUAACUGGCUUACAAAUAGAAUAGAUUUGUUCUCAAAAUGUCAUCCUUUCCAUAUGCUAACUAAAACAGACCACAUAGGGGUUAUUUUACCAGCAGGAACGAAACUAAAACCUAUUCGCCGAAAGGUUGAAUUUCCGGAUUGUAGAAAGCAUCGAAAGAAAGAUUUCCACAAAGCUUUAGCAAAAGAAGAUUGGGAGGAUGUAUCGCAGUCCACGAAU
Paramuricea clavata is the source of this 255-nucleotide messenger RNA. Lineage: Eukaryota; Metazoa; Cnidaria; Anthozoa; Malacalcyonacea; Plexauridae. The record is from the annotation of a GenBank genome assembly.